Megalops cyprinoides (Indo-Pacific tarpon) is the source of this 2065-nucleotide messenger RNA. It is a transcript of the gene taz, whose product is annotated as tafazzin. NCBI's taxonomy places the organism in Eukaryota, Metazoa, Chordata, Actinopteri, Elopiformes, Megalopidae. The transcript is spliced from 11 exons. Gene Ontology annotation, molecular function: 1-acylglycerophosphocholine O-acyltransferase activity. Gene Ontology annotation, biological process: cardiolipin acyl-chain remodeling; inner mitochondrial membrane organization. Gene Ontology annotation, cellular component: mitochondrial membrane. The record is from RefSeq and is a predicted model, not a curated record. The coding region runs from base 106 to 897 and encodes 263 amino acids.
GCUUCCUUCCGGCAGCUCACAGAAGGUGAUUUUUCCUGCUUUGAAUUGCUGUCUUUACAGUCUAUUUAAAACAAACGCCUGCAUGAGUUGAACCCUGUGGUAGUGAUGCCCUUGGAGGUGAAAUGGCCAUUCCCACAGCGCCCCAGCCUGGGCUGGAGACUCUCAAGUUCCCUGGUCAUGGGGAUGGUGGGGUCCUACAGCUACUUCUGGACCAAGUACUUAAACUGUAUGACAGUGCACAACCAGGAAGUCCUGCUGGAGCUCAUUGAUGAGCGACCCCCUGACACGCCCCUCAUCACCCUGUCCAAUCACCAGUCGUGCAUGGAUGACCCACACAUCUGGGGCAUUCUCAAGUUGCGGCACCUCUGGAAAUUCAACAAGAUGAGGUGGACUCCUGCUGCCUCUGACAUCUGCUUCACCAGGGAGCUUCACUCUCGCUUCUUCAGCCGGGGGAAGUGUGUACCCGUGUGUCGAGGAGAUGGAGUGUAUCAGAAAGGCAUGGAUUUCAUCCUGGAAAAACUAAAUGCUGGGGAGUGGGUGCACAUAUUUCCUGAAGGAAAAGUCAACAUGACCCAGGAGUUUAUCAGAUUAAAAUGGGGAGUUGGGCGAUUGAUAGCCGACUGUUCACUCAACCCCAUAAUACUGCCUCUGUGGCAUGUAGGAAUGAAUGAUGUCCUUCCCAAUAAAUCCCCAUACAUCCCCAGGGCUGGACAGAAAAUAACUGUGUUGGUGGGGAAGCCAUUUACCGUCAGACACCUGGUGGACACACUGAGAUCUGAGAACAGGAAUCAAGUAGAGAUGAGGAAAGCCCUGACCGACUUCAUCCAGGGGGAGUUCCGCAACUUGAAAACCCAGGCGGAGGCCCUUCAUCAGCGGAUAAAGACCACUGAGCGAUAGCCAGGCUCCCCUGCUGAGGCCUGUGCUUCUCCCCAGAGGAGAGGGGACUGUGUAAAGUGCAAAAGAGCCAAAACUUGGACAUGCCGAACUUCAGAACUCACAAAUAACAGUCAGCUGAGACUGACGACUUUCGAACCCCAGUGGAUCACAGACAUAGGGAGUUAGAGUCGCAGUAAACCCAGGCUGUUUGUGAGGAUGCUGAACGUUGUUGCCUCAGGGGAAUCUGCCCAGCGACAACUGAGAGUCCAUUUCACGUCUACGCCAGAGCUAAGGGGUAACGUCAGCACUCGAGGAAAAACAGCCUCCUGCUAUCUACACCACACAUCUUAGUCAUCACAUGGUUUUAAAGCAGCAACAAGUGUAACGCAAGUUUUUAUAGGAUAUUUUCACCUCACUGACUGCUCAUGCCUCCAUUACCACAGAAGUGCAGCUGACUGUUAGCCAUUUGAAUGAAACGUUCUGAACACAAAAGUGCUCACAUUCAUGUGUUUAUUUUGAGUUUGAUUAUAAUGAGGGGUGUAGGUUCAACUAAGUGAUGGACUACAUUUAAAUUUGUUUUUGGCUUGAUUGCUUGCUCCAGAUUUCCUAGAAGUACCCACCUGUAUGAAAUGAGGAUAUUACUUGAUGCAUGCAAGAUUUAACAAAAUAUUUUUUGUUUUCGUCAAUCAAUAGAAUGCAUUCGAAUUGAAUGUCAACUGAACAUGCGUCAGUUGGAUUUCAAGCAAGUGAAGAAGACAUGCUGUGAAAAAAUGUUAAGCUUAACGUUUACUUAGCCAAAUUAUGUUAUCCUUCUUUCUGUAAACAUUACCUGAACUGUGUUAAGCACAACGAAGGUAAUCAGCCUAGAACUUGGGAAAAACAGGGAGCCACUGAGUUGUGGGAUCCAUCUCAUCAGCUGUGAGCUGUGACUGAAGCCACAGUUUUUUCUACUGUGUAUUGGUAAUGCUAUGCACCCCUCCUUUAAUUUAACUGCCAUUUUUCUGUAUUGUGUAUAUGAAGUAUUUUGUCACCAAAUGUUUUACUUGAUGAGUUAUACAUGCAGGCAACAAUCCUGUAAUAUAUGAUGUAAUUUAUUAGCUACCAACAGAAAUACAUUUGCCUGCUGGGAAUCAAAGCUGUGACUUGUUUCACUCUUUGUGUGAAUCAAUAAAGUAUUGAUUUUCUAUCA